Messenger RNA from Bombus terrestris (buff-tailed bumblebee), 2606 nucleotides. RefSeq lists its product as uncharacterized. The transcript has a single exon. The record is from RefSeq and is a predicted model, not a curated record. Bases 1514 to 2350 code for a protein of 278 amino acids. Lineage: Eukaryota; Metazoa; Arthropoda; Insecta; Hymenoptera; Apidae.
GCGUCUUGGAUAAAUCAGGAUGCGUUUAUAUAAAUAAUAGAUUAUAUCUCCUUGAAAUUCGCUUGCAAUAUCAUAUCAUUUUAAUUAAAAGAUAUUACGAACAUAUUGAUAAAAAUGUCAUAAAAAAGGGCCAAUAAUAUAAAAGAUUUAUUAUUGUAUUGUUGGCUUAUCGAUAUUCGAUCUUGAAUCGAAAAAGAACUAUGUAAUUGUGUCAUUCUAAAUCCUAAAAUAUCAUUAAAAUGCUAAAAUGCAAAGGUUCUUGUAGCGUUGAACUUAAUAGAUUCUUGUCUAUGCUAGCGUACAAUCAAAUAGAGCACAUCCCUAAUUUUAUAGGGUUUUGUAUAUGCUGGCUUGUGCGACUUUCAGCACUUCGCCGCAUGGCGCAGCACUAGUCCGGGAACAACCAGAAGCAUAAGCGUGAGCACUCUCAUUUCCUCUUUGUUAUUAUGUUGUAUUUAAAAAAUAAUGUAUAUAAAACACGAUAUUAGCCUGAAAGGUCAUCUUAUUAAAAUAAAGUCUUGACAGGGAGAGUUACGUGAAUGUAAAUUCUUGUAAUCAAUAAUGGCAAUAAUGUAGUAUGAGCACGAGGACAGUAGAUUUCAUUAUGUUAGUAGCAAUCGUCUAUUUUGAAAUAUAUCUAUUCACUGUUUUUGUAGAAUAGAAUUCUCUUUCCUAAAAUUAUAAUAAAGUAAUAUCUUUUAAACUUUCUUCCGCCCGUCAUUGUAUAUAUAAUAUACAGCUAUAUUUUUAUAAUAUAAUACUAUUUAUGAUAAGAAUAUAUACAUAUACUUACGUUUUACAGACGUUAUGUUUUCUAGUUUGUUUUCAUGUAUAUUUUAGAAUAUAUAUGCAUUGAGAAUCUAGUAAGUGAGUAUACGUUAUACUUUUUGCUGUUCCAAAUUCUAUUAUACAUACGUAAAUGUAUAACAUUAAUAUUCUAAGAAUUUUAUGUGAAUAUAAUUUACAGAUAUAAAAUGUAAUGUAUACCCCUUUUAUUUUUAAACUAUCAAAAAUUUUUAUGUUAUAAAAUACUGCAAUAUAACAUUAUUAUAAUAAACAUGGAUAUUAUAAUACCUGAAAAUAAAUUCAAUUCCAAAUUUAUUACAACAAAAUAUAAAUACGCUUCUGUUUAUUUCUAUUCAUAAUGUCCUUAAAUUUCUGUUCACUUGUAUUUUAAAAUUAUAUAAAUAAUAUGUACUAACGAUUAUAUGUUAGAGAAGAAUAAUGAAACAUCCCUCAGAACGCAGGAUCAAAGUCGAUGUUAAAUUCUUGGAAAGAUACAUAGGGCCAAAUUCGGUGGUAUUCGAACAAUGUCCAAACAGGAGAUAAGGUCAGUGCGCACGAAAUGAACACAGUAGACAUAACGGCCCAAUCUUCAGUCCCCAUGCACCUUGCUUUGCCUUCACAUUGUUUUUCUGGCACAGUCAGUAUCUAUCUCGUCGCAGACUGUUACUGGACGCUUUAAGAUACGUGAACGAAAAAUAACAGUGGCAAGUUGGUCAUCUCCGAUACAAUGCCUCGCAAAUCAUUAUUUUUCAUUGUGAUAUUAUUCGGCUUUAUUCAAUAUAUUGAAAACAAGGCAAUUGAAAAUCGAGAUUUUCAAUCUAAUAUUGCAAAUAGUGCUUCUAGGAUUGAAGAUCAAAACAUAAAUGAAAAUUUCGACUCCGAGGUAAUCAAAAGUGAACGCUCAAAUAGGGAAAUAAACCACACUACUUGUGUUGGAAAUUGUAAUGAAAAAAAACAGAAAUUUUUAAGUGAAAGCAAGCACAUAUGCCCUCAUGGAAGUAAGGAAUUGUGCUUAAUAUUCUCUUUGUCAAAAAUUGCUAAAGUUCAAGUGGCUAAUUUAAAUCAGCCUGCGACGCAUCACAGUUUAAAAUCAAAUAUUUUUGACAGUGUGUCAAAAGAUGCCAGAAAUUCAAAAAUUAACGAAGACAUAAAGCAGGAAGGGCAAUUAAGGCUCAAUUUCGUAAAUCGAAACGAGGACAAAUAUUUCCAGAAUUCUUCGGAGAAACAGAUGAAAUCAUCGAACGUCCAUUGUCGAGCAGUUCAUGAUGUUUAUAUACCAGAAGUGAAUCAGAAUUUACCAGCUUUUGCUUGUGUAUUUGGAAAUAAUACGUUCAUCUUGUCGAGUGAAAGAUUUCUUCAAGAUCAACGAACAUAUUUGGAUAUAAAGAUUGAGGAAAAUACAUUUAAAAAUAUAAAAUUUGCUCCGAAAAUGUCCAGAACCAAUGGAUUUGACGUGGUACCUGCUCUGCUUAUUUUAAAUCGCAUUAAUAAUAAUUACAGGAUAGAAAUGCACGAAAAUAUCCCUAAUGCAGGAAAAGUCGAUCAGUCAGAAGAAAGCCGAUAAGAGAUUAUCAAGAAAUAAUCGUGUUUAAUAGAAGAUUCAAAUACCCGGUGAUAAUUUUGAAUUCAUUAUCUUUUGUUAGAUAAACAAUACAUGUAAAUAUGAUAAUUGUAACUAUAUCAGUAACUAUAUAUUUGUUGCAAUUGAAAGGAAAUUAAAUAAUUUUAUAAUGUAAUUAAAAAUAUUUUUCACGAUUUUUUUUCUUCUUGUUCUGAUGUAUCGUUGCUAAAAUAUUUGAUAUAAAUGUAAUUCCAAUAUA